CCAUUUAUAAUUACACACUAUGCAUUUCUGUCUUUUUCCAAUUACCAAGUACUGCUGGGAUGUAAUUAUACAGAUUUCAGUUUGAAGUUUUGGCCAAGCUAGGAAAUUUUGAUACCUACCAAAGCAAAGAGAAGAUGGAGAAGCAAGAAAAUCGUAGGGUUCAGCGUUUGGUUCUGGUAUUAUUUCCAUUACAAGGCCAUACCACUCCAAUGCUUCAGCUUGGAAGUGUUCUCUAUUCCAGGGGCUUUGCCAUUACAAUAGCACACACUCGAUUCAACCCUCCUGAUCCUAUUAACCAUCCCCAAUUCGACUUUCUAGUUUCAGGUACACCUAAUAUUGAAGACGUAGAGAGUAUAAACCUCAACUGCCAAGCACCACUGCAGGAGUUAGAACUCCAGAAACAGACGGCAUAUAGUCAGGUUGCUGGUGUUAUACAUGAUUCCCUUAUGUACUUUGCAGCAACUGUUGCUAAUGAUAAUAAGAUUCCAAGCCUUGUCCUGAGAACAAGCAGUGCUGCUUUCGUCCAAGCAUACGCCGCACUGCCUCACCUCCUAGCAGAAGGUUCUUUUCUUUUUCAAGAUUCUAUGUCGUAUGAGCAAGUCCCUCAGCUAAAUCCCCUCAGGUUUAAGGAUCUACCAGUAUCCAGAGAAAACAUGGCAUUGACACUAGAGCUUAUCGAUAUUGUAAGCAAAUAUAAAAGAUCUUCAGUCAUGAUUAUUAACACCACAGAUUGCCUCGAGCAUUUACCUUUGCUCCAGCUCCAGCAGCUUUUUCAAGUUCCUUUAUUUGGAAUAGGCCCCCUGUCCAAAGUGGCAUCAGCUUCCUCCACCAGUUUUCUGGAGGAGGAAUCCAGCUGCAUUGCAUGGCUGAAUAAUCAAACUCUGAAAUCUGUUCUUUAUGUAAGCAAAGGGAGUCUAGCAAUGAGUGAUGAGAAAGAACUGACGGAGAUAGCCUGGGGACUGGCGAACAGUGAUCAACCAUUUUUAUGGGUGGUUCGACCUGGAUCAGUUAGUAGCUCGGACUGGACUGAACUACUGCCACAAGGUUUUAGAGAACAUGUUGGAGAAAGAGGCCUGAUCGUAAAGUGGGCUCCACAAAAGGAGGUACUAGCACACUUUGCAGUGGGAGGGUUUUGGACCCAUUGUGGCUGGAAUUCAGUCAUGGAAAGUCUUUCUGAAGGGGUGCCUAUGAUAAGCUGUCCACAGUUUUUCGACCAGAAGGUAAAUUCAAGGUACAUUACGUACAUCUGGAAAGUUGGCAUCGAAUUGGAUGGUGAACUGGAGAGAGGGGAUAUAGAGAGGUCCAUAAGAAAAUUAAUGGGAGGUAGAGAAGGGGUUGAGAUAAGGCAGAGAGCCAUUGAAUUGAAGCAAAUGAUUGAUGUUUCUAUACUUGAGGGCGGUUCUACCUACAAUGCACUGAAUGACUUGACAGAGUUCCUCUUGACUAAUAAGAUUCCACCAAAUUAAAUGGUAUUGAGGAUUAUUUCUAGGGAAGAGGAAGCGGGUUGUGAUUUAAACAUUUCAUUACACGUUCUAAACCUGUUUUUCCUUCUCAUCAAUCUCCUUGUGUAAUCAAGAACUCAAGAACUCUGACGUCCUACGCCUUAGCCUGAUGUCAUAUAGAGCUUGUUCCCACAGUUCGAACCUAGAAAGCAAGGAGCCACAUAAGUAUCUUCCCAAACAUGAUUUUAUGCUAUUAGUUUCAGUGUAUAAAGAUGAUUGAAUCAGUAAAAUACUGCUAGAUGCUUAAUAUGUGCAUCAUGCAUAGAUAUUGUUGCACUAUCAAACAUGAAUAUUGAAGUCUGAUCGAACAUUAAUCAGUA
This is a messenger RNA of Daucus carota subsp. sativus, 1822 nucleotides long. RefSeq names its product UDP-glucose iridoid glucosyltransferase. Lineage: Eukaryota; Viridiplantae; Streptophyta; Magnoliopsida; Apiales; Apiaceae. The transcript has 2 exons. The coding region runs from base 135 to 1466 and encodes 443 amino acids. The record is from RefSeq and is a predicted model, not a curated record. Gene Ontology annotation, molecular function: UDP-glycosyltransferase activity.